Kwoniella botswanensis is the source of this 5106-nucleotide messenger RNA. RefSeq lists its product as uncharacterized. The coding region runs from base 1 to 5106 and encodes 1701 amino acids. Gene Ontology annotation, molecular function: RNA binding; 3'-5'-RNA exonuclease activity. The transcript has 15 exons. Lineage: Eukaryota; Fungi; Basidiomycota; Tremellomycetes; Tremellales; Cryptococcaceae. Gene Ontology annotation, cellular component: P-body. The record is from RefSeq and is a predicted model, not a curated record.
AUGGCCGACUCGAUCGUCGCGCCCACGCCUACAUCCAAUCCCUCCUCACUCGCUCCACCAUCUUCCAACCACCCUUCGCGACCUUCCUCAGCCAAUUCAAGUAGGAGUAACGGCUCGUCGCGUGGAAGAGGUGGCAGAUCAUCCACCAACAUAUCGAGAAGUAAUUCGAAUGCUUCGUCAAGAUCCAAUCCAGAUAAGAAGAAACAGAGUGGUCCCACUACCACCAUCAGCGGGGGAGUCAGCCUUGGCGUAGGUUCUGGUACAUCUGCAGCUGAAAACCCCUCUGCCGGUGGAUCAAAGAAAUCUACAGGUGGUGGAGGUGGUAAUGGUAAUCGAAAGGGCAAAUCGCCAAGUGGUGGUAAUGAAGCUGAAGGAAGAGAGAAGUCUGAAGGUGGUCAGAAGAACAACAAUAAAGGUAAAAAACAAAAUAACAAUAAGAAACCCAAUCCGAUCAAUACCAAUGUGAAUAACCCACUUGGUAGACCAGCUUCCCAAAAUUCCAACUCGAAAGACACAGCACCAAAAUCAAUUCACACCACUGUAUCUGCACCCAGAACAGCUAUGGAAGCUGCCGUCGAUGCCGCUACCAAAAAGCACAAUGCUCAAUCUGGGGGUGAUGCCUUAGCUUCGCUUCAGAAAAUGAUCUCCGAUCUGAAGACUCUACCAACUUCCGCUCCGUCCACUGGAAGUUCCAACGGCUCAAGGUCGGUCAGUGCCAGUGCAUCAAAGGAAUCGCCCAUCUCAGCUACCACCACCAAAUCUACCACUGAAGCAGUAGCGAUCCCAGAUUCUUCGACCUCGACGAGUUCAAACUCUUCAAAGAAAUUGAAAGCAGAUGCACCAAGCUUUACACCGUCUUUCCAACCUGCUACUUCUCCCGUCAACUCCCAAGCUGGUCUAUCCGUAUCACCUAUUGCACCGAUGCCACCUGCGAGUGUACUACACCCUAGAUCAGUCUCCCAAAGUAGCGCUACCAACCACAGUACCAACCGAAGAGCUUCGUCUGGUUCGGCCUUCAAUUCUAAUCAACCCACAUCUCCAAUUCAGAUGUAUACUAAUUCUCUACCGCCUGUCUAUCAGAACCUUGCUUCUCAUGCUGAGCUGGAUGAGGAUCACUCCCCAUUGUCGUUUGCUCAACAAGCAGAGUUACAGUUUCAACAACAACAAUUGCUUGCUGCUCAUCAGCAGCAAUUUCAAUAUAUCCAAUUGCUUCAAGCGCAGAUUGCUGCUAGUCAACAAUUAGCCCAACAGCAACAGCCUCAACAACAACAUGGUCAAAUGGGUAAUUUUAUUGCACCCAGAUUCCAAGCUUUGGCUCAACAACGUGCGGCUCAACAGCAACAACAGCAAACUGCCCUUCAAUUAGCUCAAGCUCAACAGAUUUACGAGAUUCAACAAGCUCAAUUACUCCAACAGCAAGAAGAAGCUAGAGCGAGGGCUAUAGCUGAAACUAUGAAGAAUGAACCUGUAUUUGAAGAGGAUGAAGAACCUGAUCAACGUCAAUCUCAAUCCUCUUAUGGGCCUACCGGUCGACCUCAACUUGCUCCUUCGUUCACUUUUGGUGCUAAGCCCAAACAUGCAAAGAAGGAGAGUAUGUCAGAUAAAAGUUCAGCAAGAGAUUCCAUGUCCCCUCCUUCAGGCCAUCAUACCUCACCUCCUGUGGUGGUCAAUAGAUCGGAAGGUAUUGGCGGUGCGGCUGCUACUGGAUUGGCGGGUCUGGCUGCUCGAGCACAUAAGAGAACAGGAAGUGAGAUGUCUGCUGCAAUGCAACAACAACUCGCCAUACAGCAAGAGAUAGAGGCAUUGCAAGCUAAGCAGAAAGCGCUGAUGCAAGAAGAAAUGUCCACUCAAGGUUCAUCCGCCUUGAGCCAACUCAACACUGCUUUGCAACAGAAGCAAACACCUUCUCAAACCCUCUCUCGACACCGACGAGUCCAAUCGAGUUUACCGUCCGCCACCGCCCCUACGGAAAUACCUGAACGAUUCGAAGAAGCAGAUCAACCUCGUGCACUCAGAACCAUCGGUGAGAUGCCUCCUCCACCUGUGCCUUCUUCUGGUGGUAGUCACUCUCGAAGACACAGUGUCAACGUCUUCAACAAGACUGCCGGUCAUGGUGCAGGAUUCGGAAGUAUCAGUGGUGAUAUCCCUAUUCCUGAAGCUGGUGUCGCCGGUGGUGAAAGAGGUUUCGGUCAUCAUCGAUCUGGUAGUCGAUCUGGAUUUGAAUCUGGUAAUUGGAGAGUAUCAGGCGGUGGAUCGGUCGGUAACGCUGGUCCCGUUCAAGUCGCAGAUUUAGCCGCUGCUCAAGCUCAACUCCAAUCUCUCGCCCAAUUCAGAGCAGCUGCCGGUGGUGGUCAUAGCAAGAUGGCAUCGUUCAGUUUCCCCAACAUGCUUCCUAAUCUUCUCGCUGCUACCACUUUACAAACACCCAUGGGUCAAUCUCUAUGGCAACAACAACAAGCAUUCCAAAUGCAGUUACAACAGACUUCCCAAGGUCCCCAACGUAAAUCCUUGUUCGCGCCUUAUUUGCCUCAAGCUUCUCUACCACCUUUACUCCAAGCUGGUAAACUGGUUGUUGGUGUUUUGAGAGUGAAUAAGAAGAAUCGAUCGGAUGCUUAUGUCGCUACGGACGUACUGGAAGCUGAUAUCUAUAUUUGUGGAUCAAAGGACAGAAAUAGAGCUUUGGAAGGUGAUAUCGUUGCUGUAGAAUUACUAGAUGUAGAUGAAGUCUGGGGAACCAAGAAGGAUAAAGAGGAGAAGAAGAGAAAGAAGGAAGAGAAUGCCGCUUACGACUUGAAACCCUCCACAGCGAAGAAGAUGGAGAAGAAGAAAGAUGAUGUUGAAGUUGAAGGUCAGGGUUUGACAUUGUUUGAUGACGAGGAAGUAAACGAUGAGACGAAACCUACUUAUGCGGGACAUGUCGUCGCGGUCGUCGAACGUAUGCCUGGACAACUCUUCUCUGGUCAACUUGGAGUUCUCCGACCUUCUUCAGCUGCUACCAAGGAGAAACAAGAGCUCGAACGACGCGAGAGGGAUGGUGAUAGAGGAGGAAGAAAGGAUGAACCUGAACAAAGGCCCAAGAUCGUUUGGUUUAAACCUACAGAUAAGAGAGUACCUCUCAUUGCUAUUCCAACUGAACAAGCUCCCGCGGACUUCAUUGAUAACCCCGAUGCGUAUGGCGAUAAGUUGUUUGUCGCGACUAUCAAACGAUGGCCAAUCACAUCACUCCAUCCAUUCGGUACAAUGGUAGAAGAGCUUGGUCCGAUCGGUGAUGUCGAAGUUGAGACGAGUGCAUUGUUGAAGGACUGUAACUUCCCUACUGAGGAAUUCACUGAUUUGACAAUGAAAUGCCUUCCGCCUUUACCAUGGAGUAUUCCCGAUAGAGAAUAUGAAGUACGAACUGAUCUAAGAGAACAAACAACUUUCACGAUCGAUCCUCCAACCGCCAAAGAUCUGGAUGAUGCCUUGUCCGUCAAAAAGAACGAAGAUGGUACUUUUACUGUCGGAGUACAUAUAGCGGAUGUAUCUUACUUUGUCAAAGCCAACACGGCGAUUGACCGAGAGGCUCGAAAGAGAGCAACCAGCGUAUACCUCGUUCAGAGAGCUGUACCAAUGCUUCCGCCUCAACUGUCAGAAGAAUUAUGCAGUUUGGUACCUGACGUAGAGAGAUUGACUUUCUCGGCAUUUUUCACUUUUGAUCAAGAUGGAAAUGUUAAAGAUAGGAAAUUUGCUAGGAGUAUCAUCAAGUCUAACGCCAAAUUAUCCUAUAAUGAUGCUCAGCAAGUGAUCAAUGGAGGUUCGAUAGAAGCAUCUAAAGUACCUGGUGGAGAAAUCAAGGAAAUCGAAGAAGACAUCAAGGUUCUUCACGAUCUAUCUUCCAAGAUCAGAAGGAAACGACUAGACGCCGGCGCUAUACUCAGUAACAAGCUCAAGGUGUCUUUUGCUUUGGAUGAGAGUGGUAAACCGAUUGAUGUGGAUGCUGUCAAGAAGAGCGAAGCGAACUCAUUGGUGGAGGAGUUCAUGCUCCUCGCCAACAUAUCAGUCGCCCAUGUAAUUGCUAAUGGUAUACCUGAGCAAGCAUUGCUGCGAAGACAUGAAGCUCCGAUUGACAGGCGAUUGGAUGGAUUCGUCAAACGAGCUCAGAAACUCGGCUUCGAGAUGGACGCUUCGUCUGCUGGAACUUUACAGAAAUCCUUUGAAGCUGUCCAAGAUAAAGACACCGCUUUAUGUUUGGAAUUGCUCAAGAAGAAGGCCAUGCAGAGAGCUCGAUACUUCUGUACUGGUAUGCUUGAUAUCGCCAAGUAUUCUCACUGGGCGUUGAAUUCUCCCUUAUAUACACAUUUCACAUCUCCAAUUCGACGAUAUGCAGACGUACUUGUGCACCGAAUGCUCGACGCUUGCCUCACUAGUCCCAACCCUAACGAUGUCAAAUUCCUCAUGGACAGAGAUCAAGUUGCCAAAUGUGCUCAACAAUGCAAUAUGAAGAAACAAUCUGCCAAACUUGCUGAAGAGCAAUCUAUCCAUCUAUACCUUUGUUUGCUCAUACAUGAUCUUACGGAAAGAUAUGGUCCUGUCAUUAGACGAGCUAAAGUUACGGGCGUAUUGGAUGCCGCUUUCGAUGUUGUGAUUCCCGAAUUCGGUAUUGAGAAGAGAGUGCAUGUCGACAAGAUGCCAGUCGAGAACGUAGUUUACGACGAACACAAGGAUAUCUUAUCACUCUAUUGGACCACGCAGGACGUAUUAGCAUUCUUAGCUGAGAGUACAGAUGAUACCAACAUUCAAAGGAUCAAAUCGAUCUCUGAAAAACUCUCAAUUGGAUCAUCCAUCUCACAAUCGCUAGAAGAGAAAUCUCUAUUCGACACCCCUCAGACUUUGGCCAACGGUUCUUCUUCCUCAAUAUCGAAAUCGAAACAAUAUCUGAAAUCUUCCAAUUCGACAUUGAACAAGAUUGAUAAAUCGUCGUUUGAAGGAUUACGAAGUGAUGCUUCGGGUAAACAUAAGAUUCAAGAUAUAAAAGAGUUGUCGAAUUUACCUGUGAUUAUCACUAGUGAUAUCACGAAAUCCCCACCGGUCUUAGUGGUUUAUGCCUGUAAUCCAUAUGCUGCGUAG